Molecule: messenger RNA, 1179 nt
Organism: Penicillium oxalicum
Lineage: Eukaryota; Fungi; Ascomycota; Eurotiomycetes; Eurotiales; Aspergillaceae
Exons: 3
Coding region: 1-1179 (392 amino acids)
Source: RefSeq, a predicted model, not a curated record
AUGCCUCAACCAGGCUCGCCCGACUUUUGCACCUUGGGAAUGUUUUUUCUUGACGAUAUUGAAUUCGGUAGCUCCAGACCGGCUGUCAAAAAUGUUCUGGGGGGCGCGGCCUCGUUCGCUGUCGUUGGCGCUCGAAUGGUCGCAGGACCUAUGCAUGCGCGGUCUGUCAGUUGGAUCGUCGAUGUGGGAUCUGAUUUCCCUCCAGAGGCGCUCGCCAGCAUCAAGUCAUGGGGCACAGACUGUGUGAUCCGCGAGGACCACAGUAGGCUGACCACCCGUGCGUGGAAUGGAUAUCAUCCAGACGAGAAGCGGGACUUCAAAUACCUGACGCCGAAGCUGAGAUUGGAACCUCAUAUGCUGUCAGACAAACAGGUCUGGUCAAAGACGUUCCAUAUGGUGUGCUCUCCAUCUCGGUGCGUGUCGAUCGUGGACGAGAUCGUGACACGUCGACGAGAACUCUACGAAGCAGGCAAGGCUUCCUCCGCUGAUCAUUCCAUGUCGCGGCCAAUUUUCGUCUGGGAGCCGGUGCCGGAUCUUUGCACACCCGAGGAGCAGGAGAAGUUCCUCGCGGCCAUUCGAGUCGUCGAUGUAGUGAGUCCCAAUCAUCAAGAACUGGGAAUGAUGUUUGAGCAAGGCGGAUGGUCCGCAGCGAGUGAAGAAAGCCAAAGACUUGUGGAUAGGAUCUUGGCCGCUGGGAUCGGUCCCAACCAGGACGGAUGUCUGAUAAUACGAUCGGGGAGAGAUGGAAGCUACGCAUUUUCCAGGGCGCAAAAGCUGUGGCUACCAGCCUAUCAUCAGCCAGAAUUCUCUAGCGCCACGGCUGUUGUCGAUCCAACCGGCGCGGGCAAUUCGUUCCUGGGAGGAUUGGCGCAAGGUAUGGUCAGCACAGGACGGGAGCCUUUCAAUGUCAUUGAUCGUGUUCUAUCAGCUGCUCCCGCUUGGCAAGAGACCCUCGAGGCUUGGGGAACACGGCGAAACAUGCCCAUGGCCCUCAUUUGUGCCACAGUUGCCGCAGGCUUCGUGGUUGAGCAGAUUGGCGUCCCCCGAAUCUCAGUGGUGGAUCCUGGCAGAAAGGAAUUGUGGAAUGAGUCUGAAUUCGCGGAAAGAAUCCGCCUGUACACGCAGCGCUUAUAUGAAACAUUCAAAGAGUCUCCGCAGAGACACCGGAUGAUCAAUUGA